GCAUCUAUUUUACCUCCAAAUGAGACGAACGAGACAUAUUUAAUUCAUAACAAAAUUAUCCGUUGCUGUAACUACUUUAAAAUUAAUGAGUUGAAUCUUCGACAAAUUUAUAUCGUCAGCGUUCUUUCUCGGUCGCAUUACAUAAAAUACCAUUGGUACUUCAAAAUAAAUAAAUAAAUCCUCAGUUUCCUGAACGAUGUUUUCUUGCCAGUCAUCAGCUUUUAACGAACUAAAAUUAUGACUAGCACCGUACCAAGUUCUUUCGUCGAACUUGGUGGAUACUAUGAAGGACACCUAUCGUCACCCUCCCGCCGCUGCGCGACCAGCCGAGCAGCUCAGUCGCCUUCACCACUCGGCCGAUCACGUGACCGCCAUGGCCGCCUCGCCGAGGUUCGGUGGGCCGCCCACAGGUGGCUCUGCCAUCGCCGACGACGACUCGGCUAUUGGCUGCAGCUCAGCCAGUCCCGAGCCGCAGGUCAAGGUCAACGGCGCCAGUCCAACCAUCAGUAUCUCGGAUCAGGAGGAGAACUUCGAGUGCCUGGGCGAAGGAUCGGAAAACGACCUCAGUAGAAGCAUGGGCCACUGCCGGAGUCAGUCCCAGCCGGAGGUACCGAUACGGAGAGCCUCCUGGCUAAGGACCAGCCUGCGACGAGCCUCCAAAGACAGUGCCAGUGAGCUGCCGUCAUCAUUCAGACGAUACGGCUCCAUGAGGUCAAACAAGCGGUCAGGGGUCACCAACGGAUACGGAAGCCCCGUGUAUCGCACGCCCAGCUUUAAUUCGUCAGGACGGAGUUCGAACUGUGAUGGAGAUGACAUGUAUUCCGAUCUAUCGCUCGAAGAUGAUGUCAAUGAUCUCAAUCAUAAGGUGCAGGUACUGGAGCGUCAGGUGACUCUGCUGGCUGAUAACCAGCAUAACGACGAUGACCGCUACACCCGCAGUAAGCAGGACAAUGCCACACUGCAGGCGCGGCUCAUCAUGAUGGAGGAACAGCUGCGUGAGGCGGAGAUGCGCGCCGCCGACCAGCUGGACUCCGAGCAGCGCCGUCACAAGGAGCUGAUGCAGCGGAUAGAGCGCGAGAAGGUGCUCGAGGUGGAGAACCAGCAGAUCAGAGCGCAGGGUCUGGAGAAGGAGCUCCGUCACGCCGAGGCGGAAGCCUCCCGCUGCCAACAGCAGCUCCAUCAGGCCCUGGCCGAGCGUGCCGCCCUGGACGAGCGUCUCUCGGAGCUGCAGUCCGCGCUGGAGUCGGCGCGUCUGGAGACCGCGCGUGCUGCCGAGCUGGAGCGGCGCGGCCGUCAGGAGCGGGAGCAGGAGCGGGCUCUCCAGGAGCGGCUGAUGGCCGAACUGGCCGGGGAGCUGCAGGAGACGCAGCGAUCGGCGCACCUCAGACUGAAGACCGAGUCGGACGAGGCGGGACGAGUGCGGUUACAGCAGGAUCACCUGGAGAAUGAAGUGCGGAGGCUACGGGAGGAGAACAAAGAGCUGCAGGAGGCCAAUGAUGAGCUGCAGGCCCAGCUGCUGACCACUGGUCUCCAGGAGGGCCGCCAGCUGCUCGACUCGGGCGCCAAGUCACUGGCCGCAGAGCUCGGAGACAUGUCCGGCGAUCAGCUUCUUCCUACCAAAGUCACGAACGUCUUCCACCAAUCCUUUCAUCUCCAUCAUCAGGUUGACAGUGCAGAAAUCUCACAGAAGUUGAAGCAGUCGCUUCUGGAGCAGCAGGAGGUGAACAAGCAGCUUCGGAACUACAUUGACGGCAUCCUGCUCAACAUUGUCGAGAACCAUCCACAGCUCUUGGAGGUCAAACGAAGUCACUGACGCCGACCGACCUAGGGGACAAAGUGUUUCCAACUCUUGUAUUCUUGAGUCUUCAGCCCUUCAGACAACUUGCUCGGCUGCCUUCUCAAGUUUCCAACGCCUCAGCUCUCAAACGGCCGAUGCCUCGACAAGGCCCGCAGACUUAGCCAUCGACAUCUUUGUCUGAGCUGAACAAAUGAGGCAGACCUGGCCUUUGAGACAUUAGAGUCACAACUCUGACUCUUCUGACUCAGAGUUGGGGGAGUGGUGACUCUAGCCCUCGGCUAUACAGCCCCGCGCCUAGAUCAGAGACUGACAAUAUAUUAAAAAUGUGUUAAAAAAGACAUAAAUGCGGGAAUGUGUGGUCGAUGUAUGAGAGGGCUGUCUAAAGGUUGAGAGUGUUGCUGAAGACGAGAAGGGUUUGGCGUGUCUAAUUUUGUUCCGAUUUAGAGUGCCUCUGUGUCUGUAAUUUUAUUAUGCUGCGAUGUUUGAUGAAGAAAUUGCGCUUGAAAAAAACAGCGCAGACAGUUUUGUGGUUGGACUUGUGGCUACUGAAACGAUUUCGUCUGUAGAUUUGAUGUGUUUUGAAAUAUGAUUGGCUGCCCGGUUGUGUCGGUCCUUCUGAUAGGUCAUCGGGAUGUGUCGGCGGAUCCGAUUGGCUGUUGCUCCGACCGCCGGUGCUGCCAUCUAAUGUCAACCCCGGAAGUGGGCAGGGGUAAGCCUGAGACGGAAGUGAUAGUUCCCGGAACCGGCUACAGAUGUCGCUAGUGGUCUGUAUGUGGCCGGGAGCGUCUCGAGGCGUGAAAUAUCUGCUGCCAUCUAGCGGUGAACUUAGAAAUGUCUAGUGUCUGCGAAGUGCGAGUGGUCCGCCAGGGAAGGAAUGUUGGUGAUGUCGUUGGCCUGAACCCAUGUAUGUCGGAAUCCACAGAACCGAUGUGUGGAAUUGGUAUUUCGCUGGAAUUGGGCUGGCGAAACUGUCAACAAUAGGCUGUUAGGCGAACUCUUUGCUACGUCUAUAUUUAAUCGCCAUCAGCAGUUUGGAAAUGCAACUCGACAGAUUCCGCUUGCUAAAGUGCUCGUUAUGCUCUACCUUGUAUGCCAGGUUGUUAUUAAACGAUAAGCGCGAGCAAAUUUUACCGCUCCUGUUAAAAGCUGCGAAACACAUUUUACCCCAUUUUAUGCUGUUUUUGGUCGCGAGUUUUUAUGAAUGCGUGUGAAUCAUGCCGUUGAGUGCAUCCGUCCAGAGUUGCUCUGAAAGUGUAUUUUUCUCUCGCAGUUUGCGCGCCGUUAACAUUUGUCAACAGCAUCGUAUAUACAAUACACAUGCGUAUCAUCAA
Molecule: messenger RNA, 3129 nt
Organism: Amphibalanus amphitrite
Lineage: Eukaryota; Metazoa; Arthropoda; Thecostraca; Balanomorpha; Balanidae
Product: rab11 family-interacting protein 4-like
Exons: 14
Coding region: 284-1813 (509 amino acids)
Biological process (GO): regulation of cytokinesis; endocytic recycling
Cellular component (GO): cleavage furrow; midbody; recycling endosome membrane
Source: RefSeq, a predicted model, not a curated record